UCAGCUCACUGCGCGCCGCGCCGCUUUCCUGCUUCUUCCUGCACUCCGGCCCGGGUCCGUGCGCCCAGCUUGUUCUGCCAUGGCCGCGCUCUCCCGCGAUCCGCAGUUCCAGAAGCUGCAGCAAUGGCACCGGGAGCACGGCUCCGAGCUCAACCUGCGCCGCCUUUUCGACUCGGACAAGGAGCGUUUCAGCCGUUUCAGCUUGACCCUUAACACCAACCAUGGGCAUAUUCUGUUGGAUUACUCCAAGAACCUCAUCACGGAGGAUGUGAUGCAGAUGCUGGCAGAGCUGGCCAAGUCCAGGGGUGUGGAGGCAGCUCGGGAGCGCAUGUUCAAUGGUGAGAAGAUCAACUUCACCGAGGACCGGGCAGUGCUGCAUGUGGCCCUACGGAACCGAUCAAACACACCCAUCCUGGUGGACGGCAAGGAUGUGAUGGUAGAGGUCAACAGAGUACUGGACAAGAUGAAGGCCUUCUGCCAACGUGUCCGAGGUGGUGACUGGAAGGGCUACACCGGCAAGGCCAUUACAGAUGUCAUCAACAUCGGCAUCGGUGGCUCUGACCUGGGACCCCUCAUGGUGACUGAAGCCCUUAAGUCGUACUCUUCAGGUGGUCCCCGCGUCUGGUUUGUGUCCAACAUUGAUGGCACCCACAUUGCCAAAACCCUGGCCUCCCUGAACCCCGAUACCUCCCUGUUCAUCAUUGCCUCCAAGACCUUUACCACCCAGGAGACCAUCACAAAUGCAGAGACGGCGAAGGAGUGGUUCCUUAUGGCGGCAAAGGAUCCUUCUGCGGUUGCGAAGCACUUCGUUGCCCUGUCUACCAACACGACCAAAGUGAAGGAGUUUGGAAUUGACCCUCAAAACAUGUUUGAGUUUUGGGAUUGGGUAGGGGGACGGUACUCGCUGUGGUCAGCCAUCGGACUCUCCAUUGCCCUACACAUAGGUUUUGACAACUUUGAGCAGCUGCUCUCGGGGGCUCACUGGAUGGACCAACACUUCCGUACUGCGCCCCUGGAGAAGAACGCCCCCAUCCUGCUGGCCUUGAUGGGCAUCUGGUACAUCAACUGCUUUGGGUGUGAAACGCAGGCCAUGUUACCCUAUGACCAGUACCUGCACCGCUUUGCCGCCUACUUCCAGCAGGGUGACAUGGAGUCCAACGGGAAGUAUAUCACCAAGUCUGGCAACCGUGUAGACUAUCAGACGGGCCCCAUCUUGUGGGGGGAGCCAGGGACCAAUGGCCAGCAUGCCUUCUACCAGCUUAUCCACCAAGGCACCAGGAUGAUACCCUGUGACUUCCUCAUCCCAGUCCAGACCCAGCAUCCCAUACGGAAGGGGUUGCAUCACAAGAUCCUCCUGGCCAACUUCUUGGCCCAGACGGAGGCCCUGAUGAAGGGGAAAACAACAGAAGAGGCCCGGAAGGAGCUCCAGGCCGCAGGAAAGAGUGGGGAGGACUUGGAGAAGCUGUUGCCGCACAAGGUCUUCGAAGGAAAUCGCCCAACCAAUUCCAUUGUGUUCACCAAGCUGACACCAUUUAUUCUUGGAGCCUUGAUCGCCAUGUACGAGCACAAGAUCUUCGUUCAGGGCGUCAUCUGGGACAUCAACAGCUUCGACCAGUGGGGAGUGGAGCUGGGGAAGCAGCUGGCUAAGAAAAUCGAGCCUGAGCUUGAAGGCAGCGCCCCAGUGACCUCUCAUGAUGCUUCCACCAAUGGGCUGAUCAGCUUCAUCAAGCAACAGCGAGCAUGAGGCCAGAGGCCUAUAAACUCACGCUCAGUGGCAGCCCCUCUUGUGACUGGUCCUUUUUGUCCCUGUUGCCAGAGUCUGUACUGCAUGGUCCUGCCCCACCCUGCCCAGAGCACCCUCAGGUUGCAGGCUUGGGCCACAAGUCCCUUGGGGGAAGCUGGUCUGGAAUCCUACCACCCCUCUCUAUCCAGGUCCACUAGCCCUCUGUUAUGGAAUUAACUGGAGUGUUUCAGUGCAGCUGAUUUUCCAGGCCCACGUUCACGUUGUUCACAUCCCAGGUAGAAAAAUAAAAAUGCCACAAAAGAGGUUAUGGCUUCAGCUUCCUAUUUUUUACUGAGAAUGGUGCUUUAUGCAGGAGAUUGAGAGCCUGGUAGGAGGAAAGCAGAUUGCUAGCACUUCUCAUCUUUCUAAUGAUGAAGUGUUUAUUUUGGUUCUGAAAAUGAAUGCCCCCUUCUCUCUCCACCUUUGUAGAAGUGGUAGGAAGAAGUUCUUUGACAGGUAAGCUCUGUUGAGGCCCCUGCUGACCCACCUCCUUUCUUAUUACACAAAAACAUCGGUAGACUGAGAGGAAGAUCAAGGUUGCAGACCCUCUCAGACUAACUUCCUUCACAUGUAGCAUCUCUUAGCAGAGGGACUGAUGUACUUCCCCAGGGCCAGCUGCCAAGGCCCACGUCUUCCCUUAUGCAGGAGGAGCCGACACAUGCCAAUUGGCCGUGUGUCCCCUAGCCUGUCUUGUUUCCCUCCUGCUCCUCAUCGCUUCCACUGUCAUCAUUUGUAGCUUCUGCUAGUCCCACGGCCACCAGUUGUUGCAAGUCUUGAAUAGACAGACAGAUCUUCACUGUGUGGCUGGAACAGCUUUCAACACCUUCAUUGUAUACUUUCUCAAAUAAAAAUUGGCUCACAA
Molecule: messenger RNA, 2645 nt
Organism: Loxodonta africana (African savanna elephant)
Lineage: Eukaryota; Metazoa; Chordata; Mammalia; Proboscidea; Elephantidae
Gene: GPI
Product: glucose-6-phosphate isomerase
Exons: 18
Coding region: 80-1744 (554 amino acids)
Biological process (GO): gluconeogenesis; glucose 6-phosphate metabolic process; glycolytic process
Cellular component (GO): cytosol
Molecular function (GO): monosaccharide binding; glucose-6-phosphate isomerase activity; carbohydrate derivative binding
Source: RefSeq, a predicted model, not a curated record